CAAAGUGUGUCUUGGGCAAGAACGGGAACACCCACAUUAUGCCGAUACCUCCCAAGCAGCACAACAUCUUGGCACAAUAUUGGGCCAAUGUUGGGCCAAGAUCUCUGAGGCAAACGCAAGAAAAAUCCGCCGGGUACCUCCCAGUCUCGACGCGACAUGGACAGCGCGCUAACCACAGAGCCAAGCGAACUGGAAAAUGAGCGGUUCAUGUUUCCUUUUCCCUUUUCAAGUGCGACUGUUUUGUGCGAUCAACCGCAAUGGGCGGAAAGGGUGACGGUUGAAACAAAAGCGCAGCGGACGAGAGCGCCUUGAGGGAAGUCCAAGAGUCCACGACCUAGGUUGCAGACGUUGCAAAAUAAGGAGGAGUAAUGCUGAGCUGGUUAAUCCGUACCCGUACCGAGCUCCCCACAUUUCAUGCGAGUAGUCUCCAGACAUCACGAGGAAAUUUUUCGACAGUAUAGGAAACGAACAACAUGGCAUUUAACGGCGCGGAAGAAGCACAGGACUACGUUUCGAGCCACCCAGAGAUCGCCGAGAUCGCUCGACAAAUUCCAUUCCUUGAUCUCGCAACGGUGACAUCAAGAAUUUUCUCUGUGCGGAACGUCUUCAAACGAAAAGGCGUUGACAUCGCAAAACCCUGCUCCAGGAAUGAUGAGGCAGGUUGCUGGUUGCUUGAGUACGUGACACUCUGCAACAGAAUCUUAUUCUCUGUUGAUGUACAGCUCCGGGAAAGUAAGCCAGGAGAGUUGAAUGUUUCCUCAAUACUGUCAUAUGAUUACACCUUCUCUGAGGUUCCGUUGCUGGACUCUCUGUUCCUGAUCUGCUGGCUUGUGAAACAACACCCCUGCAUACAAGGAAUAGACCUGUACGAUACACGCCUAUUUCGCCACUUCCCGACGGCCCUUAAACUUGCCCUUGCACACGGCUCUAACAUUAAAAGCGUCAAAGCGGGCACCCUAGAGCCAAGCACACAGCACAAUGUAUUUCUUGAGGGCAUCAGGCCUGACACCAUGCUAGAGCAUUUUGAAGCACGCGACCUCAAGCUCGAUAUGGAGUCCGCGUCACGACUGUCGGAAGGAUUCAAGAGGUCACCGCAGUUGAAAUCUGUUGUUCUACACUACUGUGGCCUGAGCAAAAAGGGGAUGAAGCUCCUGUUGAAAGCACUUCAGCAGUGCGAUCACUUGACGUCUCUGCAAAUCUCUGAUUACAGCUUGAAGAAAGCUGCUGCUGUGCAUCUGGCAGAAAUUGUAAAACGCAGCAGAUACCUGAAGGACCUCUUUCUCUGUGACGUACCUGACGAUGUAUUGGAAAUUAUCGCGAUUGCGCUCAGGGAGAACAGUUCGAUCGAGAAUUUGAAAAUGAAUAAAUCUAAUGAUAGUGCCCGUACUAUGCCACACAUUUCUGAUGCCCUGAAGACGAACGGGACAAUAAGAACGCUCGAGCUUAAUGAUUGUGGUAUGGAGGAAAGUGACGUGGUUCAGUUUGCUCGGGCUCUAAAAGUGAACGUUACUCUCCAGAGGCUACAACUUCGAGGGAGCAGGUUCAGAGACGCUGGUGCAAGACAUCUAGCAGAAGCUCUGGAGUCAAACCAGACGCUUCGUGAGCUCGAUAUCUCCUGUAACGACCUGACAGAAGUGGCCCUGGUACAGUUUGUGAAGGCUCUUACAGUGAACACAUCACUGGAAGUGGUGCGUCUUGGAGCGAUCGAUUUCUCCGUCAAGGUUGACGAAGAGAUUGCUCAGGUUAUCAGAGGCCAUGAGAGCUGCCACAGGAUCUGCACAACGUGGAACACCCUCGCGCUCAACGAGUUGGCACGUCUCAUUUCACUCAACUACGGCGACGUGAAAAAGAUCCACAUUUUGUUCGUUAUGGAGACCCCUAUAUUACAGGUGAUCUCAGCACUAGAAUCAAACUGUCACAUCACGGAAGUGCACAUCGAAAGAGCUGAUUACGCGGGACCCAGUGACGAGAUGGUUAAAGCUCUUGCGCAACUUAUCAAAAAGACCAGGUCCCUCAAGUUUCUCCGCUGCCAAUGCCCUUUUGAUUUUGACGAUGUAGUUGGCACUGAAGAUGACGAUGUUUUCGCUUCUUUCAUCAUGGGCCUUACAAACAACGACACGAUCAACCGUGUCGAGCUCCAGUCCGCAUAUUUUACUAUGGAAGCCGCCCGAGCGUUCUCAGCCAUGCUCGAAGCGAACACGGCACUGUACGCUUUUGUCGCAAAGAUGUUUUUUGACGGAGGGGCACUCGAAGAGAUUGCGACACAUUUCCCCAAGAACUACACGCUCUCCACAUUCUCUGCGGAUUCGGAGAGUUAUAGCUCACGAGAAAUUUCUGCCGUGGUCCGGAGAAAUGAGCAGCUCCUGAAUCGUGCUACGAGGUUUGCGCUGGGUACCUGCAGGGACUGGGAUUGCAGAGAAGCAUUUCGGACACUCUGGAGGUGCGAUUCUCUGGUGCAGCAAGUUAAGUGCGUCACGGAGCGUACGGAAGAAGACGCGAGGCGGUGUGUAGAAGCUGCGAAAUUGUUGUUUUUAUAGAGAGGGUCUCCGCUUUCUUACGCAGCACUCCUGGUGCUUACAAAACGACUCCAUGCUACGUGGGAUAGGCGUAAAGCUUUUUUUGCUUUUUGCUUUCACCAGUGCGAACCUGCAUUCAUUUUUUUUAAACAAAAAAUGUGGCAGACAUGUAGACAAUCACCAUCGCAGAUACCAUGGCUUAUACAGCUGUUGGUAAUCGUCUCUGCCAGGCAGCAUGGGAGCAGUCACAUGCAAGACAAGAGCCAAUAGGAAUGGCCAUAGCUCUCACUCCUUUGAGCUUGACUAAUGCCGCCCAGAGUCAGAAGCCUCCAGAGCUUAAUGCCUCCUCCCAUUCUUCCGGACGUGGCAGCCAAUCGUCGCACACGAUUACAGACACAGGCCAUCUGUCGCAACCAGUGGCCCCACGUGCGGCGGAUUGUCUCCAUGGCAACGGCCACCGAAGCAUGGUGGUGCCAUUGGCUGAGUGUUAUUUUUAUUUUAUUAUUUUAAGUGCUCAUUAACAGCUUACCCCUUGGUGAUGGUGCACAUACAAAACCAGAGCAAGAACAAAAGCAGCUAGCAACAAGAUGAUACAACAUUCUAAAUAACUGCUGCAAGACGCUCUGAGACAGACGAAAACGGGACAGAUAAUGUCGCAACUCUCCGCUUCUGUUUACUGAAUGACAACAAAUGAAUCGAAACACAUCAAGAUAACCAAAGAACAAGAGCCAGAUUCAUUGAUUUGUUCUCAUUCAGUAAACAGAGGUGGAAAGUUGCAACAUCGUCUGUCUCGUUUUCUGUGCGUCACGUCGCGUCUGGCAGCAGUAUGUACCAACCUGCCCGGUCUUUGUUACAAUUCUAAAUAGCAUCUGUUCAGCUGCAAGCAAGCAAGGCAACAGCAACUAACUAACAAUUGUGAUGUUCCCCAUUUUUUUCUUUCUUUCAAUCAAUCAAUCAAUCAACAAUUGUGAUGACUUCGGCGAAGCACGAAAAAUGUUACAUAUGCAGAAGCGAGGUGAUGCCUUCAAGGAGCGGUAUCUCGUCAACUAUGACACGUAGAAAUCCCACGGAGAACAUAGUAAAAAGUGGCAAACAUUUUGUAUCGGGGUUUUAGACCAUUUCAUUCGCUGGGUGUCUCAUUCCGUUUCUACGGAGAGUGUUUUAUGUAUGUGCAGGUGGUACUACAUUGUAGAUUCAUAUACUAUAGCGAAAGACAUUGUUCAUGGUAAAGGGUGGAGCAUCAGUUUCUUAGCUGGAAGUGUUCUACCUCUCGCAUCUAUUGCAUAAGUUAUGUUUAUUAUGCAAGCACAGUAAAUAAAUGAAAUGCAACUAUGGAACAUGAGGCUAAAUCAGUGUACCGUGCGUUUUCAAUUUAUUUAUUUUUGAGGUGUCCGUGAACAGCCAG
Molecule: messenger RNA, 3921 nt
Organism: Ornithodoros turicata
Lineage: Eukaryota; Metazoa; Arthropoda; Arachnida; Ixodida; Argasidae
Product: NLR family CARD domain-containing protein 3-like
Exons: 2
Coding region: 474-2537 (687 amino acids)
Molecular function (GO): protein binding
Source: RefSeq, a predicted model, not a curated record